Chaetomium globosum CBS 148.51 is the source of this 1785-nucleotide messenger RNA. RefSeq lists its product as uncharacterized. Lineage: Eukaryota; Fungi; Ascomycota; Sordariomycetes; Sordariales; Chaetomiaceae. The record is from RefSeq and is a predicted model, not a curated record. Gene Ontology annotation, biological process: double-strand break repair via homologous recombination. The transcript is spliced from 4 exons. Bases 1 to 1785 code for a protein of 594 amino acids. Gene Ontology annotation, molecular function: 3'-5' DNA helicase activity; four-way junction helicase activity. Gene Ontology annotation, cellular component: chromosome; cytoplasm.
AUGGACUUUGACGACACUGAUCAGCUCAUUAACGAUGCCAUUUGCGCAAUUACUGGUGCUCAACGCGCUCGCGACGUCCUAUACACCUUCGCCGCCCUGACAAACCGGAUCACGGUACAAAUCGUACCUCUGACGAAGCUGGGCGAGAACCAGCGCGAUGACAUUGCGAACAAUGUCAAAGAUUCGAAUCCGGCGUGGAUUGACGGCGACACGCACCUCAAAAAUCCCAAGAUCUGGGACGAAGUUCGCAAUGGCGACUACACGCAUAUUAUCUUGAGCCCCGAGCAAGCCGUCAACCCGAAGUUCAAGUCUAUCCUGAGAGACCCAGAAUUCCACGAAAAGAUCGGUCUAUUCGCCAUCGACGAGCUUCACAUUGUUGGCGAGUGGAGGGAUUUCAGGCCAGACUUUACGUAUCUCCAUACAUUGCGGUCACUAUUACCACGUUGGGUCCCGUGGUUUGGCUAUUCCACAGUCCACACGGUUCGCAGCAUCCCCAAAACGAUCAUCUACAUCGACAGCAAGCCCCGGUUGAUUGCGGCACGAUGGUCUCUAUGCAAGUACGCUCAGGAGAAGUGUAGUUUAUCUAAGGAGUUUGCUCGCAAGGUCAUACAACGGUACGAUGCCGACGUUCGUGAUGCCGACAAGAACAUCAUCUUCAACAACCUGGCAUCUGACUCUGAUUGCCGUAUCGUCUUAGCGACGGUCUCCCUCGGUAUGGGGAUGGAUAUCCCUGACAUCGUUCGAGUUGUUCAGUUCGGCUUGCCGAAGUCCCCCAGCCUCGCCGACUUAUGGCAGCGCUUUAGUAGAGCGAUGCGUAACACGCAAAAGGCGGCGGAACAGGGAUAUAUUCGCGGGAUGGCUGUUGUAUUCGCGCCUUAUUGGGUAUUCAGUCAUAUUGGAAGCACUGAUAAACCAGUACCAAAGACUAAACAGCCAAGAAGACGACCAGCCCGUCAACAACAAGCCCACAUGCCCGCCAUUGCUAGCCGUCUCCGGGAGAUGGCUCUUGUUGAUCGCGACGAUGACGAUAUCGCUAGUCAAGGCAGUCAGAACAGCAACCCAGUUAGCCAGACAUCGCAAGCCAUAGAAGAGGCUGCAAAUGCUCAACAACAAGAAGAGGCUAUCGCCCUCAGCUCCGUUGGUCUCUGGGACUUCGAAAAGCGUAUCAAAUGGAGCAAAAACGACAUCACUGCGCAAGAGAAACUGGAUCUAGUUAUCAGAUCCUGGCUCAACAGUGGUUGUUUCCGUGAGUCCGCGCUAGAUUAUCUACAAGAGCCCAGCAUCGAAGACGACCCGGAUCUUGAGUAUCGACGACCGCUUGAUAAGGAGUUCUGUUGUAACGGCCACAACUGUAACCGCACGCUGGGCCGCAUCCCACCACUUGAACCGCUGAAUAAAGGGCAGGAGAAGCCCACAACUGGCUCGUUGGCAGCAUUCGCGAUGGAUCGGUUGGCGGUAUGGUGCAAGGAGCAGGCGCAACAGUUAGUUCCCGCCGAGCAUCGCCACUUUGACGUACUGGGCGAGAUGUGGAUGGAUCUUCGCCUUCAAUAUGCCGUCGCUUGUCUGUUUUUGCAGGGCCCCCGCAAAAAGCCAGAGCUCCCGUUGAACGAUGUCCCGUCGCUGGUACAGAAGCUCCCAGCGAUUAGAGAGUGGGAGCACCUUCAGUCCAGUGGUCCAGAGCUAGUAGCGGUCUGUACAGAGUCAAUCGCUACAGUCAUUGAGGCUCGCGAUGCUUACAAGAAGAAGAAGAGUGCAGAUAGGGCAGCCCGCCGAAGGUUGGUAUAG